Molecule: messenger RNA, 1704 nt
Organism: Hyalella azteca
Lineage: Eukaryota; Metazoa; Arthropoda; Malacostraca; Amphipoda; Hyalellidae
Gene: Rpt5
Product: 26S proteasome regulatory subunit 6A-B
Exons: 8
Coding region: 74-1357 (427 amino acids)
Biological process (GO): proteasome-mediated ubiquitin-dependent protein catabolic process
Cellular component (GO): proteasome regulatory particle, base subcomplex
Molecular function (GO): ATP binding; ATP hydrolysis activity; proteasome-activating activity
Source: RefSeq, a predicted model, not a curated record
GUAUGUUUUGCUAUCAAUGAGCUUAUAAUUUUGUACUUUUUUCAGAUAGUGAAUAAUAUUAAAUAGAAUCAUUAUGUCAACUUUGGAACAAGAUCCCACCUUACAGGAUGAUGAUCCAGCCAUGAGAGAUGUCCUGACCGCAUCGUCUGAGGAUGUCUCAUCCCGUACAAGGCUUCUGGAAAAUGAAAUCAGGAUCAUGCGACUUGAAGUCACUCGGAUAACCCAUGAGAUUCACACACAAAAGGAGAAAAUAAAAGAGAAUGCAGAGAAAAUAAAAGUUAACAAAACUUUACCGUACUUGGUGUCCAAUGUUAUAGAGAUAUUGGAUGUUGAUCCCACUGAGUAUGGCGAGGAAGAUGGUGCCAAUGUGGACCUGGACUCGCAACGUAAGGGCAAGUGUGCAGUCAUUAAGACGUCUACACGACAAACUUAUUUCCUGCCGGUCAUUGGCCUGGUGGACGCUGAGCAGCUGAAGCCUGGUGAUCUGGUGGGAGUUAAUAAAGAUUCAUACCUCAUCUUGGAGCCCCUGCCUGCUGAAUAUGACUCCAGAGUGAAGGCAAUGGAGGUGGACGAGCGUCCCACGGAGCAGUACAGCGACAUUGGGGGGCUGGACAAGCAGAUCCAGGAGCUCAUCGAGGCCGUCGUGCUGCCUGUCACUCACAAGGAGAGAUUUGAGAACCUGGGCAUUCAGCCGCCCAAAGGCGUCUUGUUGUACGGAGCGCCGGGGACGGGCAAGACUCUUCUGGCGCGCGCCUGCGCCGCGCAGACCAAGUCCACAUUCCUGAAGCUGGCGGGGCCACAACUCGUGCAGAUGUUCAUUGGUGACGGCGCCAAGCUCGUGCGCGACGCCUUCGCACUUGCCAAGGAGAAAGCGCCUGCCAUCAUCUUCAUUGAUGAGCUCGACGCCAUUGGCACAAAGCGCUUUGAUAGCGAGAAGGCGGGUGAUCGCGAGGUGCAGCGAACGAUGCUGGAGCUGCUCAACCAACUUGAUGGCUUCUCCUCCACUUCUGAUAUUAAAGUGAUAGCAGCGACCAACCGCGUAGACAUCCUGGACCCCGCUCUGCUGCGGUCCGGUCGGCUGGACCGCAAGAUCGAAUUCCCGCACCCCAACGAAGAGGCCCGGGCCCGCAUCAUGCAGAUACACUCGCGCAAGAUGAACAUCUCUUCUUGUGUCAACUUCGACGAGCUCGCCAGGUCUACGGACGACUUCAACGGCGCCCAGUGCAAGGCCGUCUGUGUUGAGGCCGGCAUGAUCGCACUCAGACGCCAGGCCCGCACGGUCACACACGAGGACUUCAUGGACGCCAUCAUGGAGGUGCAGGCCAAGAAGAAGACCAACUUAUAUUACUACGCUUAACAUCAACUUAUAUUACUAUUCUUAAGAUCUCCGCUCACCACGUCCAGGAAUCUAUUUAAUACGAAUCAAAGCUUCAUUUUUACCCCAGGAUAAAUUAGAAAUUCAUUAAGCGAUCUAAUUGAAAUAGCGGUGAAGAUCAUUGAACGAAUUUGACUGUUCCUCUCAUCAUUGUAAGUUGAUGUUAUUUUCCCCAACCCAAAACUUAUGGUCAAAAGGCAUUUCUCGUAAACAACAUUGAUUUUGAUGAUUACUUUUUAGUCAUGAAUUCUUGUUACGAUGUUACGUUCCUGGGAUGACGAUGCGUAUGCAGCGCCUAAUUUAUAUCAAAAUAAACGCAAUAUGCCUCA